Anneissia japonica is the source of this 1679-nucleotide messenger RNA. RefSeq names its product lysozyme-like. NCBI's taxonomy places the organism in Eukaryota, Metazoa, Echinodermata, Crinoidea, Comatulida, Comatulidae. Gene Ontology annotation, molecular function: lysozyme activity. Bases 166 to 687 code for a protein of 173 amino acids. The record is from RefSeq and is a predicted model, not a curated record. The transcript is spliced from 3 exons.
CAGUAACAGUAACGCAACAAUCAUUUGGAAAUUCCCUUUCUUGUUUUUUGGCUCGAUACAUCCGCUUUCAGUAUAGGCUCAGGUUACUUAUAUAAUUCCACGUUUUCUAGUGAUGCACGCAGACUGCUAACAUCAUCAAGAUCAAACGUUUCCUUAUAUCACAAAAUGAGUGGAUCAGGUAGGACUUUCAUUUUUACUGCAGGUGGUGUUAUGUUGAUUUUGCUCGUGCACUCAUCAGCUGCAUACAUCUCGAAUCAAAUAGGGACUGUUCCUGCUGACUGUCUGCAAUGCAUUUGUAUCGUGGAGUCCAACUGUCAGAUGCCUAAUCCAGUGUGCAGCAUGGACGUUGGGUCCUUGUCUUGCGGCCCAUACCAAAUCAAGGAGGCGUAUUGGAUUGAUGCAAGGUUGAAGGGAGGCAGCCUAGAUGGAAGCUGGAAAAAUUGUACUAAAACUUUCGAUUGCAGUGAGAGAGCUGUGCAAGGUUACAUGGCCCGUUACGCAAUAUCCAGCCGCCUUGGUCAUCAGCCAACGUGUGAAGAUUUCGCUCGCAUCCACAACGGCGGCCCAAAUGGUUUCAAAAACCCAAAUACACUCGGAUACUGGGCGAAAGUGCAAAAGUGUCUUAAUAAAUCUAAACAGGAACCACAGACAUCGCAUGAGUCAAAUCGCAUACCCGGUACUAAGUAGUUUCAUGAAUGAGGCAUUGUGCAAGACUAUAACAUUCAAAAAUAUUGUCGAAAUUGAUUAUCAGUAUCAGAUAAAAGUAGAUUAACUAGUUUAAAUGCUUCUAAAGCCAUUGCUGUAUAUGUUGAUUCGAUAUCUGGAAUCAAAGCUCUUUUCUGUCAGUCAACCUAUCUAAAAAAAAAUUCUAAUAUCUGUGGGUCCAAGCUAACUUUGGCUAUUACACUUUUUUAUAAGAACAUUCUGUAAGAACACUGAGGCUGAAACUGCUUAAAAAAUAAGAACCAAAUUGAGACGGAGGGAAAAUGUACACGAAAAGCACAAUCACCAGUAGUGGAUUGAAAGGGGCACGCCCCCCCCCCCCCUAUUUUUUCAAAAUUAUUUUUUAAAAAAAAGUGGGGGGGGGGAGAAAGGGGAAAGAAAAUUAUAUUCAAAUUCUGAGUGCCACUGCCGGCCAUCUAGAGGUGCCAUAAUCAUAAUUUUUCUUACCUCAGCCCCAACCAUGGUGGGCUGCAGUGGCCUCGAGCCUCCAACUGCUAAAGUUCCCCCUUGGGCCCCCCUCUAUUUUGAAUUCCUGGAUCCGUCACUCCUCUUGUGUACAACUUUGGCCUGAUAAUUUAGAAUCUGCAUAGCCGAUUUUAGGCUUACAGUAUAUAUUUUUCUUAGUGUGAAUGCAGUAUAGGGAAAUAACUUGUUGAUAUAUGUUCAUAUGUUUACCCUACCAAUAUUUGAUUCAAAACAGUGAUUUAUACAGGAAUGACCAAUUAGCACAGGCCAAUAAUGCUGUUAAGUGACGUAGUAGAGCUACAUAUUACAGUAAUGUAAUUAUACAAUAGCAUUGGAUUUUACGUAAUAGUGCAACACAAGGAAACUGAACGCUUCAACGUAGCGUAUGGCCCUAGUUUACAUUGACGAUAUAUGUAAUUUACGCAUUGAGUCUGAUAUUAAAAUUGUUUCGGUCAGUGAAUUGGAAAAUAUACAUGUGUUGAAUAUGCAAA